Molecule: messenger RNA, 4035 nt
Organism: Octopus sinensis (East Asian common octopus)
Lineage: Eukaryota; Metazoa; Mollusca; Cephalopoda; Octopoda; Octopodidae
Product: leukocyte receptor cluster member 8 homolog
Exons: 15
Coding region: 27-2741 (904 amino acids)
Cellular component (GO): nucleus
Source: RefSeq, a predicted model, not a curated record
CUGUCAGGUUGAAUGCUAAUGUACGCAUGCGCUCUAAAUUCUAUCGUUCUAUAUCCUAUGUCUUUUUUUGUGUUACGAACGUUGAAAUAUUUCUAAUGUCGUCAGUUUCUUGGAAUAAUAACCCUACCUCAGGGUCGGAAACACCAGAAAGUUCUGAUAAUGUAAUGUAUCCUAAUAAACCAGAAUGGGAAACUGCUCGGAAAGCAUUGGAGGCUGUAAGUGGUUUAAAGUUAAAAACUGACACUGAUAGCUGCAAAGAUACUAGUCCGACAAAAGCUGCUGUCCUUUCAGCUCAACAAAGUCUUGGUCUGCCGGCCUCUGUCUUACCCUGUCAACCAAUGCCUCCUCCUCCACCUCUUCAGAGUCCUCACCCAGCUGGUAAUGUUGGCCACAACAUGCAACAAAUGCCACCACCACCACCACCACCCCAUCCCAACAUGAACUUACCUGACCAGUCUAACAACAGCAGCAGCAACAACUUCUACUACAACAACAACUAUAAUAUGUAUUCUCAGUAUCCUUAUGGACAGUAUUACAAUAUGCCACAACAAUAUGGUAAUGUACCACCCUAUGGCCAGUAUCAACAGAAUCAUCCAGAUAACAGACCACCUAACCAGGUACCUCCUCCACCUCCUCAUAUGGUUCUCCAGCAGCCAUUACCUCCUGGCACUGGAGACAACAUAGAUCAGCAGCAGCAACGGCAACACAUGCAGCAGCCACCUCCACCACAUAUGCCAACCUCACUUCAUCUUCAACAGCCACACCUUCAUCAACAACAGUCACAGCCACACCUUCAACAACAGCCACCACCUCAGCAUUACCAGCCAGAUCAACAGUCACCACAACAGUCUUCUCAACAACAGCAGCAGCAACAACAGCAGUUGUCACCUGGCCACCAGUACCACAAUACUGAUUAUCCUUCAAAUAUGCCAAGGUUUCAAAUGGCCAAGAAUAAACUAAGGAACGCAAAUGCUCUGGGCAUUCGUUUUCAGAUCUCUAAACGUCACAAUGUACAGAAUACCAAUGCCAUUUCAAGUUACCGAACAAAAAUGUUCCCUCAACAGCAGCAACAAUCACAGCAGAAAAUGUGUUCUCCUCAUCCUGGAAAGCAGCAACAGCAACUGUCUAAUUAUCAAUCAAGUCCUGAGAAUAAUCAAACAGAAGAUAAUUCCUCCAAUGCUGAACCAAAAUCUCCAGGUAUCGAGAAGGGAGAAUGGCCUCCUUCUUUAAAAGAUUAUGUGCAAAGAGCAUUUGCCAGUGUUAAUGAAGAAAACCAGAAAGAUGAAAUGGAAAGAUGUCUAAAGAUGAAGUUAAAGGGCAUAUUUGAUGACCAAACUCCAUGGAAUAUUGACUGGUAUAAAGAACCCUUGCCUGAUAUAUCUUGUUUAGAGAAGCGCAAACGAAGUCGGUGGGAAAGAGAUGAUCCUGAACCAUCAAACAAUCGAUCAUCAGUGCGUUGUCCUUACAAUGGGGACAGAGUUCCAACCUAUAGGACAUCUCGUUCACGUUCACGUAGUAAAUCCAGAAGUCGUUCACGUUCCCCAGCUGCUGUAGUAGUUUCUGUCAGAGACAAAUAUUCACGAUCUGUAGCACGAAAGCACAGAAGACACAGCAGUGACAGUUCUAGUGUCUCUGACGACAGUAGCUCAUCAGAGAAGUAUGUGAGCAAACAUAGUUUUGGCAACAAAAACCGAGGUCGAGGACGUGGUCGUGGUGCUCGAGGUAGAGCUUCACGUGGACGUUUUAGAGAGGAUUCUUAUGGUGGCAAAAAAGGAAAGAAAGACAGAGACUUGACUUUUGAGUAUGAUGGCCCUGAUAAAGAAGAAAAGCUGCAACGAAGAGCUGCACGAUUCGUUGAACAUUUAAAUAAUUCUUCAGACUCUAAGAGGUAUCGUCAAACACUGACUCUCACUAUCAAUAACUUUACCACCACUGGAAGUGAUGAUGAGCUUGACAUGGAUGGUUGUGUCAUUGUUGGUGAAUGUCAAGAUUUAGAGAAACAAUAUUUCCGUUUGACCACAGCCCCUGAUCCUUCAACCAUACGCCCUACUGAAGUUUUGAAACGAUCCCUAAUUAUGGUACAGGAUCAUUGGAGAGCUAAAGCUGACUAUAACUAUGCUUGUGAACAGUUGAAAUCAAUUAGACAAGAUUUGACAUUGCAAGGAAUAAGAGAUACAUUUACUGUCAGAGUGUAUGAAACUCAUGCACGCAUUGCUAUGGAAAAAGGAGAUCAUGAAGAAUUUAACCAGUGUCAGACCCAAUUGAAGCUACUCUACCAUGAAGGACACCAUGGAAAUGUUGCGGAAUUUACAGCUUACAGAAUACUUUACUACAUAUUUACAUCAAACACAUUGGAUUUAACAACUGCAUUGGCAACUCUCAAAUCAAAUCAUAGAAAAGAUGAGUGUGUCUAUCAUGCAUUAAAUGUGAGAUCUGCUUGGGCACUUAAUAAUUAUCAUAGGUUUUUUAAGCUCUACCGGUGUGCACCGAAAAUGUCUGGUUAUCUUAUGGAUUGGUUCGUGGACAGAGUUAGAAUAUCAGCGUUAAAAACUAUUGCGAAAUCGUAUGUAUCCGACAAGCUUUUCAUGCUUUGUCUUUAUUUCUUCCUCUCUUGCUGCAUACUCAAUAAAUGUUUUGAUUUGUUCUUAAUAUUUUGGGUAUUUUAUACAAACCAAAGAGUCUUUAAGGAAUUGUUUGUUUGUAUGAUUAUACAUACAUUAUAUAUUUAUGAAAUUUUAUAGUUUUAAUUAAAUGCAUUCUUGUAUGUAAUAUAAAUUAUUACAGUGGAAAAUUUUGCUAUUUAAGAUUAUUAUUCAUCCUAAUAUUUAGGACUCAUUAAUUAUUGAAAAACUUAAAUCAUUUAGUUAAAGUUACCCAAUUAUGUUUCUUAUUUUAUUUAACCUGUAAUACUGUGAAACAUUCUAUCUUUAUAUCUUAUAUUGUUUUAUAUUUCAAGUGGUUUAUUAUGAUGUCUGUGUAUUAAAUUAUAAUUGUCAACUUAAUGAUUAACUGUUGUGUUUGGCAGGAAGUUUUAAAUGUGUAAAGUUAGUUAGCUGUAGUAUAUCAAAGAUUAGGUAAAUUCUGUGACAUGUCUAUAUAUUUAACUCCCACUCUUGUGUGUGUAUAUAAAAUGUAUUAUUUUAGAAUACUUUGUUGAAUGUCUUCUUGAUAGUCUUAUAUUAUUAAAUAUAUGUAAAUAUUGUGUAUUGUAAAUGGAGAGAUAUUUGGUGAAUUAUUGUGUUGUGUGUUUGGUACAGAAUGUAGAUAAUAUUUUGAGAAAAAGUCGAUGGAUUUCUGGAUUUGAAAGAGAUUGAGUUUAGAUGCCAUAGGCAAUAUUACAAUAUUGAUUAUUGAUGAGUGAGAGUUGUGUGAUGAUGAGAUUACGCCAUUAUAACAAUUAGAAACUUAUAGGAGCCAAUGAAAUAAGUUUUUUUUUUUUUUUUUUAAAGACAUUUUCUGUUACAAGUAUAUCAAUAUUUUCUUAUUAAGUAUUUUAUCAAAAACUGAUACAGAAUCAAUUUUGGUGUCAAAAUCCAAGUCUUAAUAGUUUUAAAACAUUUUGUGUCCAUUCAUUCCAAAAGUAACUUUUAAACUGUUUUAUGGAAACCAAGUAGUGUUGAGGUAAGUUAAUGAUGCAGGGUGAGUAUAAUGUGUUCCAUGGGGGUCAUAGUAAUGUUGUCCUGUCUAAAAUCUCAUCAUCAUUGUUAUAAUUUCUCCAUUUCUCUGUCAGGUAAGUAAAACAGUUUCCCUCCCCACUCUUCAUAUUUUCAACUCUGUAAUUGAUAAUAAUUGUGUGACUUAUUGUGCUAACUUUUUAUGUUUUCUUCUUUUUCAUCCCUGCUGGCCUGUCCGUUUACCCUACUCUCCAAACCACAAUACAAAAUGUAAUAGCUUUCGUCCUAUGCUGCUGAUAACUUACAUCCAGAAUGAAUUGUCAUUUUCUAACCGAGAUGACUGUGUACAGUUCCUUACGGACAAGAAUGUGGUACUAAAUGAUGACUCUACCAAGGUGGAUUGCAAGCAGAGUAUGGCAGC